Messenger RNA from Callithrix jacchus (white-tufted-ear marmoset), 2897 nucleotides. It is a transcript of the gene DMAC2L, whose product is annotated as distal membrane arm assembly component 2 like. NCBI's taxonomy places the organism in Eukaryota, Metazoa, Chordata, Mammalia, Primates, Cebidae. The record is from RefSeq and is a predicted model, not a curated record.
CUGGCUCGCUCCCUCCCACCCUCCAAAGCUGUGAGUAGAGGCGCUAGGCCCUGAGCGGGGCGGGACGAGGGUGGGGGUUGUGUUCUGCCCUCGCCCUUCGCCAACGCUGGGCUGACUGAAAACAUGGCCCUUCAGGAUAAGUGCCCAAGAGUGCAAUUGCUGAGUCAUAUGAUUAAAUGAUGCUGUUUGGAAAAGUUUCCCAGCAGUUUUAUGGAUUAAAGAAACUCCCAUGGUCAUGUGACUCCAGAUACUUCUGGGGCUGGUUGAAUGCCGUGUUUAAUAAGGUGGAUUAUGAGCGCAUCAGGGAUGUUGGCCCUGACAGGGCAGCAUCCGAGUGGUUGCUGCGCUGUGGGGCCAUGGUACGCUACCAUGGUCAGGAGAGGUGGCAGAAGGACUACAACCACCUCCCAACAGGCCCUCUGGACAAAUACAAGAUUCAGGCGAUUGAUGCCACCGACUCUUGUAUCAUGAGCGUUGGAUUUGAUCACAUGGAGGGCCUAGAGCAUGUUGAAAAAAUAAGGCUGUGCAAGUGUCAGUAUAUCGAGGAUGGCUGUUUGCUGAAACUUAGUCAACUUGAAAAUUUACGAAAAAGCAUAUUGGAAAUGGAAAUAAUAUCCUGUGGGAAUAUCACAGACAAAGGCAUCGUUGCUUUGCGUCAUUUAAGAAACCUCAAAUAUUUGUUGUUAAGUGAUCUUCCUGGAGUAAAAGAAAAAGAAAAUCUUGUCCAAACCUUUAAGACAGCACUGCCUUCUCUGGAACUAAAAUUACAAUUGAAGUAAAAGAAUGUGUCUUAUUUCAGUAUAAAGGAUCAUUUGAAACUGUUGUUUCUAAAUGUCAAUUAAUAUUAUAUAAUCGGUAGAAUUAUAAGGAUGCCAUAUCAUGACAUUUUAGAAGUGGAGAGUGCAUCAUAUGUAGAAACUAUUCAGAUGUGACUCACUAAUGUUACUAAGUUGGAAGUGAGAAUUUAUGUGCAUUAAUACACUUUAAGAAAAAUGCAGCUGUGCAUGGUGGCUCACACCUGUAAUCCCAGCAUUUUGGGAGUCCAAGGCGGGCAGAUCACCUAAGGUCAGGAGUUCAAGACCAACCAUCGCCAACAUGGCGAAACCCCAUCUCUAUUAAAAAUACAAAAUUAGCUAGGUGUGGUGGUACAUGCCUAUAAUCCCAGCUACUCUGGAGGCUGAGGCAGGAGAAUCACUUGAACCCAGGAGGUGGAGGUCGCAGUGACGAUUGUGCCACUGCACUCCAUCCUGGGCAAGAGAGCAAGACUCCAUCAGUGACCCAAGAUUGUGCCACUGCACUCCAUCCUGGGCAAGAGAGUGAGACUCCAUCUCAAAAAAAAGAAAAAAAAAUGCAAACUAGGUAACAUUUUAAUUCUAAUAUAUUCUUCACUUAGGUAAAUCUAGAGAUAUCUUUUGAUGUAGACAUUUGUCUGGAAUCCUUUAAAGUUAUUUGAACAACAGAUAUUUUUAUUGUGUUAUAACAAUAAUUUACAUUAAAUUUAACUUUAAAGUUAGUGAAGCAUACUACCAUAAAUGCACAAUUAUGAGAAAUUAGAAGCUAAAUUACACAUUCAUUGAUGGAAUCAGUUAUGCAAAGUCUUCAGCGGUUGUUGAGGCAUGCAUUACAUAUUGCUUCCCAAGAUUUGCAUGCAUUUCUCAUGAUCCUGCAUUCUUGUGUUUUCAUACCAUACAUCCUUUCUCAAAAUCAACAGUUGCUGCUUAAUUUGUCUACUUUGUAAACUUAAGCUAGCAUUUUAUUAAAACUGGAUAUAGCUACUUGGCUGAAUUCACACAGUUUUGCAGAUUGCAAUAUAAUAAAGGAAACAAUCAUAAAAACCAGUAGGCUAUGCUUAGGUUUUUCUUAAAACCUAAAAUUGCUUUAGGCUGGGUGCCGUGGGUCAUGCCUGUAAUCCCAGUACUUUGGGAGACUGAGGUGGAAGAUCACUUGAGGCAAGGAGUUUGAGACCAAUUUGGGUAACACAGUGAGACCCUAUCUUUAUAAAAAAUUUUUAAAAAUUAGCCAGGCAUGGUGGUGCACAUCUGUAGUCCCAGAUACUUGGGAGGUCGAGGUGGUAGGAUCACUUGAGCUCAGGAGUUUGAGGCUGCGGCAAACUAUGAUCAUGGCCACUGAACGCCACCCGGGAAGCCUGGGUGAAAGAGGAAGACCCUGUCUGUCUCUUAAAAAAUUGAGCCUGGGAAGUCAAGGCUGCAAUAAGCUAUGUUGGCACCACUGUACUUCAGCCUGGUCAGCAGAUUAAGACCUUGUCUCAAAAAAAAAAAAAAAAAAAGUCAAAAAUGGAUAAAACAGGUUACCUGUGUGAAAUGGCCCUGAUUCUAUUACUGUUCUAUGCCAGCUUGUUUAUAGAUUUCUUUGUUUGUGGUUUGAACAUAUUUUUUUUUUUUUUUUUGAGAUGGAGUCUCGCUGUUGCCCAGGCUGGAGUGCAGGGGCAUGAUCAUGGACCACUGCAACCUCCGCCUCCCAGAUUCAAGCAUUUCUCUGCCUUAGCCUCCCAAGUAGCUGGUAUUACAGGAGCCCACCACUAUGCCAGGCUAAUUUUUGUAUUUUUAGUAGAGAUGGGGUUUCACCAUCUUGGCCAAACUGGUCUUAAACUCCCAACCUCAUGAUCCACCCACCUAGGCCUCCCAGAGUGCUGGGAUUACAGGUGUGAGCCACCACACCUGGCCUGGUUUAAACAUUAUUAAGCAGUUGAAUAUAAACUUGAAAAUAAUUUUCAAAUAAAUACUUUCUAUGAUACAGCUUUCAGGUAGAAAAAUUAAUUUUUGUGUAUUUAAAAACCAGCUUAUACAAAUAGCACAUAGAUAAAUGGUCAACUGUUUACUAAUUGCCACUGUCAUUUUAAAAAAUCAGAAAAGUAAAUAAAAGGAUGUGGAAGAGUC